GGGGGCGGCGGCAGCUGCGCGCGCGCUGUGGCGAACGGGGCUGCAGCGAGGACCGAGCGGGCCCUGCGGCGGGCGGGCGGACUGCGACGAUGGCCACGGCGGCAGGCGGCGGCGGGCUGGGGGCUACGGCGGGUGCGGGAGGCGCGGCGGCGGCUGCCGCGGGCCUGGCCGUCUACCGGCGGAAGGACGGGGGCCCGGCCUGCAAGUUCUGGGAGAGCCCGGAGACGGUGUCCCAGCUGGAUUCGGUGCGGGUCUGGCUGGGCAAGCACUACAAGAAGUAUGUUCACGCUGAUGCUCCUACCAAUAAAACGCUGGCUGGGCUGGUGGUGCAGCUUCUCCAGUUUCAAGAAGAUGCCUUUGGGAAGCAUGUCACAAACCCGGCCUUCACCAAACUCCCCGCAAAAUGUUUCAUGGAUUUCAAAGCUGGAGGCACCUUGUGUCACAUUCUUGGGGCUGCUUACAAGUACAAAAAUGAACAGGGAUGGCGUAGGUUUGAUCUACAGAAUCCCUCCCGAAUGGAUCGUAAUGUUGAAAUGUUCAUGAACAUUGAAAAAAUGUUGGUGCAGAGCAAUUGUCUGACCAGACCCAACAUCUACCUCAUUCCAGACAUUGACCUGAAGUUGGCUAACAAAUUGAAAGAUAUCAUCAAGCGACAUCAGGGGACAUUUACUGAUGAGAAGUCAAAAGCUUCCCACCACAUUUAUCCAUAUCCUUCCUCCCAAGAGGAUGAAGAAUGGCUGAGACCAGUGAUGCGGAAGGACAAGCAGGUGUUGGUGCACUGGGGCUUUUACCCGGACAGCUAUGAUACCUGGGUCCAUAGUAAUGAUGUUGAUGCAGAAAUUGAAGAUCCACCAAUUCCGGAAAAGCCAUGGAAGGUUCAUGUGAAAUGGAUUUUGGACACUGAUGUUUUCAAUGAAUGGAUGAAUGAGGAGGAUUAUGAGGUGGAUGAGAACAGGAAGCCCGUGAGUUUUCGUCCGCGAAUUUCAACAAAGAACGAAGAGCCAGUCAGAAGUCCAGAAAGGAGGGAGAGAAAAGCGUCUGCUAAUGCUCGAAAGAGGAAACAUUCACCUUCGCCUCCGCCGCCCAUGCCUGCCGAGUCCCGGAAGAAGAGUGGGAAGAAAGGCCAAGCCAAUCUUUAUGGGAAGCGCAGAAGUCAGAAAGAGGAAGAUGAGCAAGAAGAUCUUACCAAGGACAUGGAGGACCCCACACCUGUACCCAACAUAGAGGAAGUGGUGCUCCCAAAAAAUGUGAAUCCAAAGAAAGAUAGUGAAAAUACACCUGUUAAAGGAGGAACUGUAGCAGAUCUAGAUGAGCAGGAUGAAGAAACAGUCACAACAGGAGGAAAGGAAGAUGAAGAUCCCAGCAAAGGGGAUCAGAGCCGCUCAGUUGAUGCUGGUGAAGAUAAUGUGACAGAACAGACCAAUCACAUCAUCAUUCCCAGCUAUGCGUCAUGGUUUGAUUAUAACUGUAUUCAUGUGAUUGAACGUCGUGCUCUUCCUGAGUUUUUCAAUGGGAGAAACAAGUCCAAGACUCCAGAAAUAUACUUGGCAUACCGAAAUUUCAUGAUUGACACAUAUCGCCUAAACCCCCAGGAGUAUUUAACCAGCACUGCUUGUCGCAGGAACCUGACUGGAGAUGUGUGUGCUGUGAUGAGGGUUCACGCCUUUUUAGAGCAGUGGGGGCUUGUCAAUUACCAAGUGGAUCCAGAAAGCCGACCAGUGGCCAUGGGGCCGCCUCCUACCCCUCAUUUCAACGUCUUAGCUGACACCCCCUCUGGGCUUGUGCCUCUGCAUCUGCGGUCGCCUCAGGUCCCUGCUGCUCAGCAGAUGUUAAAUUUUCCUGAGAAGAACAAGGAAAAACCAAUUGAUAUGCAGAACUUUGGCCUUCGUACUGACAUUUACUCCAAGAAAACGUUAGCAAAGAGUAAAGGUGCUGGUGCUGGGAGAGAGUGGACUGAGCAGGAGACCCUUCUACUCCUGGAGGCUCUGGAGAUGUACAAGGAUGAUUGGAACAAAGUGUCAGAACAUGUUGGAAGUCGUACCCAGGAUGAGUGCAUCCUCCACUUUCUGAGGCUUCCCAUCGAGGACCCAUACCUUGAGAAUUCAGACGCUUCCCUUGGACCCCUGGCUUACCAGCCUGUCCCCUUCAGUCAGUCAGGAAACCCAGUCAUGAGCACUGUUGCUUUCCUGGCAUCUGUGGUGGACCCUCGGGUGGCAUCUGCUGCAGCAAAGGCGGCUUUAGAGGAGUUUUCUCGGGUCCGCGAGGAGGUUCCCUUGGAGUUGGUUGAAGCUCAUGUGAAGAAGGUACAGGAAGCAGCAAGAGCCUCUGGCAAAGUGGACCCCACCUUCGGCCUGGAGAGCAGCUGCAUCGCGGGCACAGGGCCUGACGAGCCCGAGCAGCCGGAUGGCUCUGAAGAGGAGAAAAUGGAAACUGAUACUGAUGGUCAGCAGUCUGAAAAGGCAGAAAACAAAGGCGAAAACGAAACAGAUGAAAGUGAUAAAGCACAAGAUGGAGAAAAUGAAAAAAACAGCGAAAAGGAACAGGACAGUGAAGGUAGUGAGGAUGCCAAAUCAGGGGAACCACACAGGCAGCCCAGAGAAGGGAGAGGACAGAGUGUACUGUUCAGAAGAGCCCUCUCAGAAGAAAAGGAGAUUGAAGAGAACAAGGAGCUCACUGAUGCUUGUAAAGAGAGAGAAAGUGGCACUGGGAGGAAGAAAGUAGAGCACGAGAUCUCUGAAGGAAAUGUAGCCACAGCCGCGGCAGCUGCGCUCGCCUCUGCUGCAGCCAAGGCCAAGCACCUGGCUGCUGUGGAAGAGAGAAAGAUCAAGUCUCUGGUAGCUCUCCUGGUUGAGACUCAGAUGAAGAAACUGGAGAUCAAACUUCGACAUUUUGAGGAGCUGGAGACCAUCAUGGACAGAGAGAAAGAGGCUCUAGAGCAGCAGAGGCAGCAGUUACUCACGGAACGUCAGAACUUCCACAUGGAGCAGCUGAAAUACGCUGAGCUGCGGGCUCGACAGCAGAUGGAGCAGCAGCACGGGCAGACCCCUCAGCAGGUGCAUCAGCACUCGGGGCCGCCCGGCGUGAUGCCACCCCCCUACCCUCUGCUGCACCACCAGAUGCCACCGCCUCACCCCCCCCAGCCAGGCCAGAUGCCCGGCCCAGGGCCCAUGAUGUCUGGGCAGCCCUUGCCAGGCCGCAUGGUUCCCACUGUUGCAGCCAACAUCCACCCCACUGGGAGCAUCCCUACACCUCCUGGGAUGCCGCCACUGCCAGGAAACAUCCUGGGGCCCCGGGGACCCCUCACAGCACCUAAUGGCAUGUAUCCCCCGCCGCAGCCGCCGCAGCCUCCACCCCCUGCAGAUGGAGUCCCUCCGCCUCCUGCUCCGGGCCCAGCAGCCUCGGCCGCGCCCUAGCCGGGGAGAUGCAGGGAACAUCCGUGCCCAGCACCGCCAGCUGGAGUGGGGAUGGCAAGACGUCCUUGGGUUUCCUCCAGGACCUUUCUUCUCAUGGCCCCAGCACGCCUCCUGUACCUCCCAGCCCUCUCACCACCCCCCGUACUCCGCACCUCUGUCAGGUCCUCCACAAACACUCAGAGGGAAGCCUGCAGGCACAGUGUGCCCUGGUCGUCCUAAGAAUCACUGCACUGCAUCUCCCGCCCGCCCACAGGCCCUGUCAGCAUUAGCCUGCUGUGCCCUGUUUCUGCUGUCUUGAAGUUUCCCCCUUGUCUUACGCUUCUGGGGAUAAAUACCAUAAUCUUUCAUUUUUGUGGGGUGGGAGUCAUUACUGCUUUAAAGGAGAGCAUUCUAAGUUAAUAGGAACUAAGAAAUGGUGGUGGGCAGAGGGACAGCCAGAGGGGACACACCAUAGGCCUUCUAAGUGACCUCAUUCUUAGCGGAGCUGAGAGUGGUGCUGAUGACAUUUCAUAAGACCCGCCACACACGGGUGCACCGAAACUAACAGAGACAGAGAGAGGUGCCCCGUUGCUCUUACAACCCAAGGGAGGACUGCAGGCCUCCCUGCUGCCUGGCAGAACGAACCCCAUUAGGACCUGGCAGGGGAGAGCAUGGGCCCCCUGGGUCUGGUUUCCUAUGCAGGUGGGUGUUUUGUUUCUCUGAGGUCUUGGAUUUGGGGAUGGACUCCUUGGUUCCCAAGACUAGCCAAGGACGUCUAGGGCAAUGGCCACCGAUGAAUCCAGCCCACUGCUCACUGCUUUGUGUGUAUUCUUUUUUCUUCCUCUUUAAAAAAUAUUCAAAAUGAAAGAAAAAAAAAGGGUAGAUAGUGUUAAACAUUUCUUAGCUCGUUUUGGAACUUGGUUAGAAUGGCUGGGGGUGCAGGUCCCCAAACUACCUCUUGCAGUAGCCAGGGUGAGUUGAGUCUGGUGAAGCGGUACCUUGGUUUGAGAUGGGACUGGAGAAGUGGGGCUUCCCCGGGGAGAAGGGAAGCUGCCCCCUGCUUCUGAGAUCUCACUCCAGCCACCACAGGGUUGUCAGGGAGGUGCACAGGCAGACGCACUCAGCAAUCAGAGCGUCACAUGUUAAGGGCUGGGGUGCCCAGACUGGGUGGGUUGGGGGGUCAGAAUGCAUUCCGGAAGAAGAGCCACGAAAAUGCCUUAAUUUGAGCCACUUCCUUUGCACCCCUGCUGAUGAGUGGCAGAGAGUUCCUGGCUGCUGCUCUUGCCCUCCCCCCCCUCCCCCGUGGGUGGGGAAAGGUGUCCUUGUGGAGCCUGGCACUUCACACUCACAAGUGAUGGUUUCUUUUAGGGUGCAGAGUGGGACACCUUUGGGUAUCUUUCUAUAUAUUCUAUAAAGCUUUAUUGGGGGGGGGUUGUAAAACACCUUAGAACUUUUUUCUUUAAUAUCAGCAAAAAAAAUAAAAACCAUAACUAAGAUUUGCCUUUCAAACCCUCAGGAGUUACUUGUAACCAAGUGGCCUGGCCACCUCCAGGACCCUGAAACCAAGGAGACCUUGUCCUUUGUGUGUUUGCUCUGGACUCUUGGAGAAGAAACGAGCUGUUCCCAUUACAGUUUAGUUCCAAUGCAUUUGCCUCCUAGAAAGACCCCAGCGCCUUUCGGUAGUGGCCAGGGUUUUCCUAGUUCCCAUCAGCCUUGGCAAAAAAGAGACUCAUUCCCGAACACUUACCUUCCUCCCCGGGGUCUUAGAAGGACAUGGAAUUCUGGUUCAUACUGUGGUCCCUCGUAACCUCAGGUCUUUAAAGUGAUCACUUAAAAAUUUAAAAGGUCCAGGUGGAAAUAUUUUUACUAUGCUGGUAAUGAUUCUACAGAAUACCCGAAUUCUUAACACUGUUACAUUUCAGAACAAGUGGCAACUUUUUCUUUUCAUGUUUUACAUCUGGUUUUGUUUUUGUAAUACAGCCACCCAAUUUUGUGAGGGGCUAAUAAUAUGUGGUUUUUGUACAAACGUUUCUCAUGUUAUUUUGGAAAAAUGGAGUUUGGGGAGAUGGGAGGAAAUUGAUGAAGAAGGCCUGGUCUCCCUCCUUUUCAGUGAAUAAAUGAAACAUCUUUCCUGGA
Manis javanica (Malayan pangolin) is the source of this 5528-nucleotide messenger RNA. Lineage: Eukaryota; Metazoa; Chordata; Mammalia; Pholidota; Manidae. The record is from RefSeq and is a predicted model, not a curated record.